Molecule: messenger RNA, 2522 nt
Organism: Manis javanica (Malayan pangolin)
Lineage: Eukaryota; Metazoa; Chordata; Mammalia; Pholidota; Manidae
Gene: RGL3
Product: ral guanine nucleotide dissociation stimulator like 3
Biological process (GO): Ras protein signal transduction
Cellular component (GO): plasma membrane
Molecular function (GO): guanyl-nucleotide exchange factor activity
Source: RefSeq, a predicted model, not a curated record
CCCUUCCGCCUCACUCAGGCACACGCGGAGCGGGACGGGCGCGGGCCAUGGAGCGGACAGCAAGCAAGGAGCUCACCCUGGCGCCGCUGCAGGACUGGGGCGAGGAGACCGAGGAGGGAGCAGUGUACAGCGUGUCCCUGCGGCGGCAGCUCAGUCAGCGCUGGAGCCCGGGGGGAGGGCCUGGGGGCUGCCAGACCACCAGUCCCUCUGCAGACGCCUUCCUCCAUUACCGCACGAGCAAGGUGCGGGCGCUGAGGGCGGCGCGGCUGGAUCGGCUGGUGCGGGAGCUGGUGUCUGGAGACCGCGAGCAGGACCCGGGCUUUGUGCCUGCCUUUCUGGCCACCCACCGAGCUUUUGUGCCCACCGCCCGCGUGCUGGGCCUUCUCCUGCCACCGCAGCCGCCGCCCCUGCCGCCGGGGGUAGAGAUCAAGAAGACUGAAGGACAAGAUCUGAGCUUCAACAAGAACCUAAGGGCUGUGGUAUCGGUGCUGGGCUCCUGGCUUCGGGACCACCCUCAGGAUUUCCACGACCCCCCUGCUCACUCGGACCUAGGCAGUAUCUGCACCUUCUUGGGCUGGGCUGCCCCAGCAGGGGCUGAGGCCCAGGAGGCUAAAAAGCUGCUGGGAGAUUUCCUGGAGGAGGAUGAAGGAAAACAGGAAGAAGAACAGCCCCAGACCUGGGCAGGACCUUCUGGAGCUGCCCGCACUCCACUCCCAGAUUUCCCAGAAAGCUGCUCAGAAGAGGAGGAGGAAUUGGUGCCGGAAAGCCCUGAGCUCCUGGACUUCAAUGAAGACGAGGUGGCCGAGCAGCUGACCCUGAUGGACGUGGAGCUCUUCUCGCGCGUGCGGCCUUGCGAGUGCCUGGGCUCGGUGUGGUCACAGCGGGAUCGGCCGGGGGCCGCGGGCAUCGUCCCCACCGUUCGCGCCACCGUGACCCAGUUCAACGCGGUGACUGGCUGCGUGCUGGGCUCGGUGCUCGGGGCGCCAGGCCUGGCCGCCCAGCAGAGGGCGCAGCGGCUGGAGAAGUGGAUCCGCAUCGCGCAGCGCUGCCGGGAACUGCGAAACUUCUCCUCCCUGCGCGCCAUCCUGUCCGCCCUGCAGUCUCACCCCAUCUACAGGCUCAAGAGCAGCUGGGGCGCCGUGGGCCGGGAGCCCUUAUCCAUUUUCCGGAAACUUUCGCAGAUUUUCUCCGAUGAGAACAACCACCUCAGCAGCAGAGAGAUUCUGUCCCAGGAGGAGGUCACCAAAGGUCCCCAACAGGAAGAUGCCCCCCCAGGAAGUCUGUCUUCAGUGAGUGAGAAACUACCCCCAGGCCCUGUCCCCUACCUUGGCACCUUUCUCACGGACCUGGUUAUGCUGGACACUGCCCUGCCGGACACACUGGAGGGAGAUCUUAUCAACUUUGAGAAGAGGAGGAAGGAGUGGGAGAUCCUGGCCCGCAUCCAGCACCUGCAGAGGCGCUGUCGAAGCUACUGCCUGAGCCCCUGCCCACCCAUCCUGGCUGCCCUGCGUGCCCAGCGCCAGCUCAGCGAGGAGCAGAGCUACCGCAUCUCCCGUGUCAUUGAGCCCCCGGCUGCCUCCUGUCCCAGCUCCCCACGCAUCCGGCGGCGAAUCAGCCUCACCAAGCGCCUCAGUGCGAAGCUGUCCCGAGAGAGAAGCUCAUCCCCUGGUGAGAGUCCCAGAGACCCCUCAUCCCCUACCUCCAGUCUGUCUCCGGGGUCCCCUCCAUCCAGUCCUAGAACCAAGGAUCCUCCUCCUGGCAGUCCCCUGGCUUCUCCAGCGCCCCAGAGCCCUAGCGCCAAGCUGCCCCUGAGCCCCGAGGCCUUGCCCUUGAGCAGCCCUCUUGCCCCCCUCCCGGGGCAGCAGGGCUCAGAGGCCCGCGUCAUCCGCGUCAGCAUCAACAACGACCAUGGGAACCUGUAUCGGAGCAUCCUGCUCACUAGUCAGGACAAGGCCCCCAGCGUGGUGCAGCGGGCCCUGCAAAAGCACAACGUGGCCCAGCCCUGGGCUCGUGACUACCAGCUCUUCCAAGUCCUUCCUGGGGACAGGGAGCUCCUGAUUCCUGACAAUGCCAACGUCUUCUAUGCCAUGAGUCCAGCCGCCCCUGGAGAUUUCGUGCUCCGGCAGAAGGAGGGGGCCCGGCACACAACCUCAAGGUCCCCAACCUGAGGGGGCCCUCUCCUCCCUCUAGGACACAGGCCCCUGGGCAUUCUGGGCCGCAGCUUCUGUCCCCAUGGUGGGGGUGGGGGAGAGGUCUACUUUCCCAAAAGCUCCUAUCCCCCAGGAAGCUCACUUGGCUCCUUAACCUAUGACCUCCCUACCACAUGCCAACUCUGGCCCACUGGACCCCAUCCCUUUGACCCCCUUGGCACUAGCUCUUUAUUCCCACGGCGUGGCCGCUAGAGAGCUUCAUUCCUAAAUGUAUUAGGGGCUAGGGCCCUGGCGGGUCAGAGCCUUCCAAAGAGAAAUCUUGUAACUAUUGGAAAUCGGCAGCAGGACCAACACAUGUGGUGUUCAAGCUCA